AUGGUUUCCGCCGUUAACAACCCGACACCACAAACGAUCAGCGCUCUGCUGACCAAACUGAGUGACCCGGACCCGGACUUCCGCUUCAUGUCCCUCAAUGACCUGAGCCAGAUCCUCGCCAGCCAGAAAUCCGAUUUCCUUCGACAAGACUACAACACAGCGGCACGUAUCGUCGACGCCGUGAUCAAAACCCUCGACGACCAGAACGGAGAAGUUCAGAACCUCGCUGUCAAGUGCAUAGGACCGCUUGCCGCUAAGAUCCAGAGCAAUGUGGUGGCGCCCAUGCUGGAGAAGUUGACGGGCAUCAAGCUCGAGCAUUCCGUGGACGCGUCUCUGCCUGCACUCGCCCUCCGAAGUGCCAUCUCCUCACUGCCAAAGCCGGUGCCUGGUGUCGCAUACUCGCAGGAGGUGCUGCAGACGUACCAAAUCAUCAGCCGAGUGCUGGUUCCGCGUAUCCUCGGCUUCUCCAACAACGCUGCCCCAGCACAGGCUGGUGGUGACGGACUUUUCAGCAAGAACAGUGUGCCUAGCGCAGAGGCAAUCGACGUUUUGAUCGAGGUUGUCCGUUGCUUCGGCCCGCUUCUUCAGCCUCUCGAGGUCGAGAAGCUGCAGGAUGUAGUCGUACAGGUUCUCGAGAAACCCAACACUCCAGCGCCCACAAAGAAGCGUGCAGUGGUGGCGCUUGCCGUGCUCGCUCCAUAUCUCACAUCAGCCGUGCUUAGCGGCCUCUUACAGAAAAUCCAGACUGCUUUGAGCAGCCAGCAGCUGCCAUCAAUCAUGCGACGACUGUACAUCACCAUUCUCGGCUCGCUUGCCCGGUCGAUCCCACAUCAGCUUGGCACUUACCUGCCAGAGCUUGUCCCGCUGGUGCUUUCUGCCCUGAGCCAGGAGGAACUCGAAACACAGCUUGAGGCUGUAAGCGAGGGCGACGACCAGCUUAGCAUCGAGUUCAACGAAGUCAGAGAAGCUGCCUUGGUGGCUCUGGAAGCUUUCCUCUCAUCAUGCGGCACGGAGAUGCGACCAUUCACGGACGAUAUCAUCGCUGCGACUCUCCGGUACCUGAAAUACGAUCCCAACUAUGCGAUGGAUGACGACGAGGACAUGGAUGAGGAGGCUGAGGACGAUGAUGAUGAGCUUGAGGAUGACGACGACUUUGACGACGACGGCGACUUCGAUGACGGCGACGACGAUUCUAGCUGGAAGGUCCGCCGAUGUGCCGCAAAGACACUCUACACACUUAUUUCGACUCGCAGUGUGGAUCUUCUGGAGAAGGGAACAUUGUACCAAGAGGUUGCCACCCCGUUGAUUAGGCGCUGUGAUGAACGCGAAGAGAGCGUGCGGCUCGAAGUCAUCAGCACAUUAUCUUUGCUCAUCCGGAAAACAGGAGAAGGCGUGCUCCGUAAUACAAGAACCGACGAGCACGAGAUUCUUCUCUCGUCACUUCCCGACAGCCGAAAGCGUCGGAGACAGAGCAGCAGUGGCGCCGCGCUUGCCAACAAGGCACCAUACGGUGGCGCUGGCGUCACCUCCCCUAAGCAGGAAGAUGUGCCAGAGUCUGGACCGCGUGCGGACCUCGCUCGUCUCACACCGCAAAUCGUCAAGACGGCAACCAAAUUGCUGAAGGGAAAGCAGAUUGCUACCAAACAGGCCAUGAUCAAUUUGCUCGACGAUCUUAUUUCUGUCCAGCACGGCGGCCUGUCAGAGUACUUUGACCAGGUCAUGCAGCCUAUCAUUGAAGUGUCUAAGGGCACGACAGGCAGCGCCGGGACUGCUUCGAUGGUUCUCUCCGGAGGUGCCGCCUCCGCGACAGCCACCACUCUCAGGGUCGCCGUCCUCAACUUCAUCAGUGACAUUGCCAAGACUCACUCAUCGAGUCUUUUCCAGCCGUAUCUCCCCAAGAUCGUUGCUGGAGUUGUCUCUGCUGUCGGAGAUCGGUUCUACAAGAUCUCCAGCGAGGCUAUCCGCACCGCCGAGGAGCUGGUCAAGGCGAUCACACCCCCUCGUGCGAGGCUCACUUCGCAAAAGUUCAAGGGCGAACUGCAGAGCCUGUACGACACUAUCUAUGGCCGUGCGGCUGCAAGUGACGCCGAUGCCGAGGUGCGCCAGAAGGCGAUCCAGGCGCUGGGCACUCUGCUCUCACGCACAUCUGGACCCGAUGGACAAUCCCUUCUGGCGGCAGAGAAGCGCCAGGCGGGCCUAGAACUUCUUCUUGAUCGUCUUCGCAACGAGACAACUCGGCUGCAUGCCGUUCGCGCCAUCGAUAGUGUGGCUGCGCACACAAUCAACGGAGGUAGUCUCGACCGCCGCUGGAUCCAGCAGGUUGCCAUUGAGCUGUGCGGGCAACUGCGCAAGGCAAACCGUUCCCUGCGUGGUUCGAGCAUCCAGGCAUUGCAGCAUCUGAUUCUGUCUCCCGCUUCCAAGAACACCCUCGAUUCGAGCACAAUUGAUGGCAUUGUUAACGCCAUUCUUCCCGUGGUCGCCGCAAACGACAGUCACCUUCUUGCCCCAGCUCUCAAUGUGCUCGCGCAGGUACAGCUCGAGAAUCCCAAUCUGAUUGAUAAAGAAGACUUCGUCACGAGCAUCUGCGAACUUCUCAAGAAGAGCAUCACUGGCUCAGCCCUGGAGGCAUUAUCAGCUCUCGUGACCAACGUUGGCCAGACGGGCAAGGGCGCUCAACUCAUGCGUGGCGUUCUACAGGUUGGCGUUGCUGGAGAUCCAGCCGUGGUCGGUAGAGUAGCAGGUACCCUGUUUGUUGCGAGCAACGGAAGUUCGGGUGUCACCAUCGACAGCUUCAUCUCGGAGCUGAACAACGCGAGCAAACCUCCUACGCCCGAUACAAGCCGACAAAGUCUUGCCUUGGCCAUUCUUGGUGAGAUUGGUUUGCGCCUUGGUACGAAGUCACCGCUCAAGCCCGAUCUGUUCCUAGGCCAGUUCAAGGACGAGCCGGAUAAGGCCUCCGUGUCUGCUGCUGUCGCACUGGGCCGUGCCGGUGCGGGCAACAUUGCCACCUUCAUGCCGGUCAUCCUGGACGCCAUGGCGAAGCAGAACCAGCAGCAAUACCUGCUGCUGCAGUCGAUUCGGGAAGUUCUCCACCAAGUCGUCGUCUCCUCGACCGACAUCAGCGCGUACGAGGAUCAGAUCUGGCAGAUUCUCUUCACGGCAUCUCAGAGCGAAGACAACAAAGCCAUCUGUGCGGAGUGCAUUGGACGGCUUGCCAUUCACGAGCCGAAGACCUACAUCUUGAAGCUUCAGGAACUGCUCAAGAACGAGUCGCCGGCUUUCCGUGCAGUGGCUGUGCAGGCGCUUCGGUACACGCUUCCUGACAGUGAUGAGGCGUUUGACGCGGUACUCAAGACGGUGCUCGUCGAUAUGCUUCUCACCGUGCUGCAGGAUCAAGACAUGGAGAUCCGCAGACUUGCUAUGACGACCUUGAACUCGGCGGCACACAACAAGCCUGAUCUCAUCCUGCCGCACUUGGGGCAGCUGGUUCCCUUUGUCAUGACCGAGUCAGUCAUCAAGCCGGAACUGAUCCGGGAAGUGCAGAUGGGACCAUUCAAGCACAAGGUUGAUGACGGCCUGGAAGUCCGCAAGAGCGCAUACGAGACUUUGUAUGCUCUGAUGGAGACUGCGUUCUCGCGGAUAGCCUCGCUCGAGUUUUACAACCGUGUCAUUGCGGGUCUCAGCGACGACAACGAUAUCCGCGCGCUUUGCAACCUCAUGCUGAGCAAGCUGAUUGUGAUCGACCCGGAGGAGACAACCCGCCGCCUGGACACGAUUGCCGAGUGCUACCGCAAGACCUUGUCCACGAAGCUCAAGGACGGUGCUGUCAAGCAAGAGGUUGAGAAGCAGGAGGAGGCCAACAAGAGCGUUCUGCGCCUGUCUCUCCUCCUCGCGGAGAAGACAAAGACGACUCUUCCCAGCUCCGGCACCGGUGGCGUGGUCCAGAACACGCAGAAUGCGGUGUGGCAGAGCUACUGGGAGUGGAUCAACAAGGACUUUGACCGGCAGCUGAAGAUGCUGCGGGAUGAGAGCAGGGACACGAAUGCGUAG
Molecule: messenger RNA, 4050 nt
Organism: Microdochium trichocladiopsis
Lineage: Eukaryota; Fungi; Ascomycota; Sordariomycetes; Xylariales; Microdochiaceae
Product: TATA-binding protein interacting
Exons: 2
Coding region: 1-4050 (1349 amino acids)
Biological process (GO): SCF complex assembly; protein ubiquitination
Cellular component (GO): nucleus
Source: RefSeq, a predicted model, not a curated record